AAAUGACGUUUCCCCGAACUUUCACUUUUCACCCUCUUUCUGGGGAAAGGUUGAGGACAUCGCGACUUCAUAUCACGAUUGAGAAGGAAUGGCCUCUGCGGCUUCUGGUUCCCAUGGUCUAAGUAACGCACCGAAAGCGUGGUAAUUAGGAGGAAUUCCCAAAGAUCCACUAACCGCAAUCAUCAACAACAGAGGUUUUGGUCACGAGGUUGACGGCUAAGACGAAUCCGAUCUUGUAAGUGGCAGGGGAUCAACGGCUAGUGUCGGGCCUCCUCACACGGCUGUCUCAAGCAACCUCGGGAAGAUGGACGAUAACCUAUUGGCGUGGGAAGCACUACCCAGAUCUCGAAAAAGGUAGGACAGUGACGGUCUAGCAGACAGAGACGGGUUGGGAUUUCUCUGUUCGGCUUAUUGUCAGUUUUUGUUUCUGUUGUUUCCGUGUGCUCUUCUCCUCCGUCUUCACUCUUUUAGUUUAUCUGUUCUUUUCGGAGCUCUUUGAGAGAGCAAUCGCAAGUUUCCUUGAGCCAUCUCUUCCAACACAUUCCCAAAAUCACCAUGCGAUCCAUCAAACGGACUUCACGCCGUCUCCCGGCCUCUUUGCGCGCCGUUCCCACCUCUGUACCUGGCUUGGGAGCCCGCUUCCUCUCGACAACCGCCCCUACCUCGUCGACAGUCACGAUCAAUGGCAGCACAGAUACGUCGGUAACUCCCAUUUCAUCCGUUCUCAUUGCGAACCGUGGUGAGAUAGCUCUCCGCGUUGCUCGAACGGCGGCGUCUAUGGGCAUCCGCACCACGACCCUCUACACUGAUAUCGAUGCCGCUUCCCAACAUGCCAAGUGCACCCCCUAUGCCCUCUCCCUCGGCGCUCCCUCGGCCUACCUCGAUGGGCCACGCAUUGUUGAGCUCGCAAAGCAACAUGGCAUCCAGGCUCUCCACCCGGGUUACGGUUUCCUGAGCGAGAACCCUGCCUUUGCCAAGGCCUGCGAGGAGGCCGGUAUUGUCUUUGUCGGUCCUCCCGCCAAGGCCAUGACCGACAUGGGCGACAAGGCCCGCAGCAAGGAGAUCAUGAACGCCUCCGGCGUGCCAUGCGUCCCUGGCUACCAUGGCUCCGAGCAGUCUGUCGAGCAGCUCAAGGCCAAGGCCGCCGACAUCAAAUACCCCGUCUUGCUCAAGAGCGUCAAGGGAGGUGGCGGUAAGGGUAUGCGUAUUGUGCGCAACGCGGACGAGUUCGAGGCCCAGCUGAAGAGCGCAAGGGCUGAGGCACGCGCUAGCUUUGGUGAAGGUGGUGAGGUGAUGCUCGUGGAGAAGUACAUUGUGCGGCCCAGGCACGUCGAGGUCCAGAUCUUCGCUGAUCGUCAUGGUAACUGCGUGGCCCUUGGCGAGCGCGAUUGUAGUGUCCAAAGGAGACAUCAGAAGAUCCUCGAGGAGAGCCCUGCACCCUUGUUGGACGAUGUAACACGGAAAGAUCUAUGGGACAAGGCAAGGAAGGCUGCCCUUGCUGUGGACUACGUGGGCGCCGGCACCGUCGAGUUCAUCUUGGACAAGGACACCAACGAGUUCUACUUUAUGGAAAUGAACACUCGCCUCCAGGUAGAGCAUCCCGUCAGUGAGAUGGUCACGGGUACCGACCUUGUCGAGUGGCAGUUUAGGGUUGCUGCCGGCGAGAAGCUUCCCUUGACCCAGGGCGAAAUCGAAGCCAGGAUUCUGGAAAGAGGUGCCGCCAUCGAGGCCAGGAUAUACGCUGAGAACCCGGAGAAGGGCUUCUUCCCUGACUCAGGCACUCUGGUACAUCUCUCAAAACCUCAAACAAACGAAGACGUCCGCAUUGACGCCGGCUUCGUGGAAGGUGACACCGUUUCUGAGGCCUACGACGGGAUGAUCGCCAAGCUUAUCGUCCGGGGCAAGGAUAGAGAGACGGCCAUCCGCAAGCUCGAACUGGCCUUGCGCGAAUACGAAGUUGUCGGGCUGAGCACAAACAUUGAGUUCCUCAAGAGACUCUGUAACAGCCAAGCCUUUAUCGAAGGUGAUGUCGAGACCGGGUUCAUCGACAAGUGGAAGACAGAACUGUUUGAAGCCAAGCCUACCUCCAAUGAUGUGUUCGCCCAAGCGGCCCUUGGUCUCCUAGGCACCCAGACACAAAAUGUCCCUGCUGCACAUGGUCAGGCCCUCGGCUUCGGCGAAGCCACUACCCAGAACUCGCGCAAGUUCGCGUUCCGUGUCCAAGACGAUGCCAGUACCGAGGAAGGCAAGAUCGUCGAGGUUGAAGUUGCGCAGCUGAACAACAAGCUGUUCACCGUGUCCGUCCGCAAGGAGGGCGAUGACAAGCCGCAAGUGUUUGAGAAUAUUGUGUCCAAGUCAACUUCUACAACGGCCCCGACCUCAUCAGCGAAGAAGACCAAGCUGACUACGUACUUCCCUCUUGCGAGGGUCGACACAACAUUGGUCCAGGACCCUGCGGAUAACGAGAAGUUGACGGUCUUCCAGCUUGGUCACAAGACUCAGCUCAGACUCGUCAGCCCAGUGUGGUUUGAUAAGGCGCUGGGCUUGAAGGAAGUUGCGGCUAGCGUGGUGGCGCCGAUGCCUUGCAAGAUUUUGAGGAAUGAAGUUGAAGAGGGUCAGCCGGUGGAGAAGGGUGCCCCGUUGGUUGUUAUCGAGUCGAUGAAGAUGGAGACGGUUAUUCGGUCGCCCCAGAGCGGCGUAAUCAAGAAGCUGGCACACAAGGAAGGAGAUAUCUGCAAGGCUGGAACGGUGUUGGUCACGUUCGAAGAGACUGAGGAGAGCGCUUAGAUGCUUUGGGUUGGAGAGUUACGAACGAAUAAUUUACUGGGGAAUUCGUGUUGUUAGGUCUACCAAGGUUUAUUCUUGGACAUCAUGGCAUAAUACAGGAGUUAUAGCAUACUUUUGAAAACUUUACAAUUUGCAUUGUUAU
Messenger RNA from Neurospora crassa OR74A, 2929 nucleotides. RefSeq names its product methylcrotonoyl-CoA carboxylase subunit alpha. The record is from RefSeq and is a predicted model, not a curated record. The coding region runs from base 556 to 2787 and encodes 743 amino acids. NCBI's taxonomy places the organism in Eukaryota, Fungi, Ascomycota, Sordariomycetes, Sordariales, Sordariaceae. Gene Ontology annotation, cellular component: mitochondrion. Gene Ontology annotation, molecular function: ATP binding; metal ion binding; methylcrotonoyl-CoA carboxylase activity. The transcript is spliced from 3 exons.